Penicillium brevicompactum is the source of this 738-nucleotide messenger RNA. RefSeq lists its product as uncharacterized. The annotation marks the transcript as partial. Lineage: Eukaryota; Fungi; Ascomycota; Eurotiomycetes; Eurotiales; Aspergillaceae. The transcript has 2 exons. The record is from RefSeq and is a predicted model, not a curated record.
CUUCACUGCACACAAUUUAACAUUCCACACUCUCCCCCUUGGAAAAAAAAACCUUUGGUGUUGGUUUUCACUCUAACUACGUGCAUCAUGCUACUGGAGGUUGUCUUCUCUUCUCUUUUGCUGCUUGCCAGCGCACAUCCACAGCGAGGUCUCUCCGUGGAACCGGUGACCGACUGCUCUCAGCUCCCCGCUUAUGACGAUCUCACCGAGAUCGCCGGACCCUGGACGAUCAACAUCGACUCAUGUUACAAUGGAACUGCCCCCGAUAGCAGAUGCAGUAUUGAAGGAUUCGGAUCUAGCUCUGAUGUCACACGGCAAAGGGGCGACAAGAGCGAUCUGAUCGAGCAUGGCUUUAUUACGAUCGCAAGCAAUAACGAAAAUGUCAAAACCCAACUACGCUGCAACGGUGCCCUGAACAGAAUCGAAGCCCUCGUUCCAUCGGGCCACGGUGCCUUGGACUGGCAUGCCCUCGGUAUCAACCACCACCCUAGCACGGGCCGACUGGUCUGGGGCAGAGAUGCCGAGUCAGUGCAGGCCUACCGCCACUAUGUCCGCGGGCAGCCGGUCUCGGGAUUUUUCCUGGGCUCGAACAACCAGACCAAUUGGGCGGUGCACUCGUCUGGGAGGGAUGUGAGCAUCCAGGACUACAAGCCAUACUGGGUGAUGCGGUUGAUGAUUCCGGAGACCACGUUCCGAGACAAUGAGUUUCGGACUUUGAUUCGAAUCGAUGGGAGCUGA